UUUUUUUCUCUACGGUAAGGUCGUUUAAACGCAGAGAGAGAGAGACUCCCAAAAUUCUAACGACCAGAUCGCGCAUUUCUACCAUCAAAUUGGCUCUCCGUUCAUGGCGUCAUUGCCGUAUGCAGAUGUGGAUUGUAGCCUGCGAGCUCUGGCCGGCAGGGCAGAGGGCUUCGGCCGGUUCUCUAUCGGCGGCCUUCACGGACCGAUCUAUUCCGUCACCUCCUUGGCCGAUGAUGGGCCUGGUUCACUUCGUGCAGGUUGCCGCAUAACAGAGCCCCUGUGGAUUGUUUUUCAAGUUUCAGGCACCAUUCAUCUUUCAUCUUACUUGAAUGUGUCAUCUUACAAAACGAUUGAUGGUCGUGGUCAACGGGUAAAACUCACAGGUAAAGGCUUGAGGCUGAAGGAUUGUGAACAUGUUAUCAUAUGCAACCUGGAGUUUGAAGGUGGUAGAGGGCAUGAUGUUGAUGGCAUCCAAAUAAAACCAAAUUCUAGGCAUAUAUGGAUAGACCGUUGCAGCCUGCGUGAUUAUGAUGAUGGACUUAUUGAUAUAACAAGACAAAGCACAGAUAUUACUGUUUCUAGAUGCUACUUUGCAGCACAUGACAAAACAAUGCUUGUUGGAGCUGAUCCGUCUCACAUUGGUGAUAGAUGCAUUAGAGUGACCAUUCACCACUGUUUCUUUGAUGGGACUAGGCAAAGACACCCUCGUGUUAGAUUUGGUAAAGUUCAUCUGUACAACAAUUACACAAGAAACUGGUGUGUAUAUGCUGUUUGUGCUAGUGUGGAAUCACAGAUAUACUCUCAAUGCAACAUCUAUGAAGCAGGAGAAAAGAAAAAAACUUUUGAAUAUUAUACAGAAAAGGCAGCAGACAAAGAAGAGGCAAGGUCUGGCCUACUGAAGUCUGAAGGGGACUUGUUCCUGAAUGGAGCUCAGGCCUGUGUGCUGACUGGGGUUGGUGAAGAAUGCAUGUUUUAUCCGAGCGAAUACUAUCCAACAUGGACCGUGGAAGCUGCAACAGAUUCCUUGAGAGCUGUUCUCCAAAUCUGUACUGGUUGGCAGUGUGUUCCAAGCCCACUAGAGCAACCAGUAGUUACUUAGAACAAAGAAAACCGAUGCCUCCUGUUUUGGAGUAUAUUUUACACACAAGCAACUAUUGAAUUCGAGAGCAUUCUUAGACUCUUCUUUUUGUAAGAGUCGGAGGAGAGUCAUAUUUUAUAUACAGUCUUUAUCCUAUGAUAUUCUAGUGGCAAAGAAGAAACCUAUAGUUAUUUUUUAGGCUCACCCUCAAGCAAUUGUGCAGCCUAUUGACUAAAAAAAGUUAAACACACAGGUACCUUUCUCACCUAAAAUAAUGAACUUUAUGGGUUUGCUAUUUGGAGCUUUGAUGGGAAUAACCCUGUGUAGUGUUACGCAUUAUAGAAAAUGUUACACAGUUAUUGUCAAGUGUUACAUGGAACUUAACAAUUCGUUGUUCAAAUAGCAAUUUUUUUU
Messenger RNA from Diospyros lotus (date-plum), 1492 nucleotides. Its product is annotated as probable pectate lyase 4. The record is from RefSeq and is a predicted model, not a curated record. Gene Ontology annotation, molecular function: pectate lyase activity. NCBI's taxonomy places the organism in Eukaryota, Viridiplantae, Streptophyta, Magnoliopsida, Ericales, Ebenaceae. Bases 104 to 1099 code for a protein of 331 amino acids. The transcript is spliced from 5 exons.